CCCGUCGAGAUUUCGGCAUUUCCUGCAAUGCAAAUAUCAGUAGUUCUCACAGGAUUGCGUAUUCUUGAGCUGAUUCUAAUUGAUAUCACACAGACGUAAGAUGGAUAAUUAGAAAUUUCUAUUGCUAGUACGUGUAGAUCCACCAGUUCCACUGCUGGCGUAAAUUAAUACAUAGAAAUGAAGAGACAUCAGAUUCAGUUUCAGAGGCCGCCAAAAGCUAGUUUGAGUCUUCAUAUAUCUUUAUCUUGAAUUUAGUAGCCAUUUUGAAGUUCUUAUUUGUCGUUGACUCAAAGUAGAAGUACAAUUUUUGAAAAUGGGCUCCGCUCAGGCCAAGGGAACGCAGCCUAUCACUGCUGCGCAGCGAAAGGGACUUUUUGACCCUGCUGAGAUUCCUAGACGUGAUGAUUACCUAGUGCGUUUUCCCGGGGAUGCACUUUGUGAGUACUCGGCACCAGUGAUCGAACAGAUUGAAAUGAAUGUGACCGGUGGCGCUGGCUCUGUGGAGCUCUCUCCAGAAGUGGAAGACAGAUGCCUGGGAGCUCUAUUGGGCCUGGCUGUGGGAGACGCAUUGGGCGCACCCUUGGAAUUUUCUCGCCUCGACUACGGUCGCAAGAUUCUUCAUACAAUGGGACAGGAAGAUGUAUGGAAGAUCCUCGUGGUAUCAGAAGGUGGCAAAGGUUCUGGGUCAGGAGAUUCUACUGACGGUGCUAUCGAGAGCAAAGAUAGCGGAUCCGGCUCGAGAUGUGAGAUUCUGGCAGAAAAUGUGACCUUUGUGAACACCAGUGCGAAUAAGUAUAAUCGAGCUUUCCAGUUACUUCCCGGUCAGUGGACUGACGAUACUUCCAUGGCACUUUGUCUAGCUGAUUCCCUACUCGAGUCAGCGAUGAAGCAAGAGCAGCUGCAAGACGGUGUACUAGACGAGGAAAAAUGUGGUCAUGAUGAACAACUACAAGGCGAAGAGAGUGAUGUUGGAGUUCAACACACUGGCCAAGAGAUGAAGAUGGAUCUUGACGGUAUCGAUUUGCGUAUGCGGUUUCUCAAUUGGUGGCAUUUUGGGUACAAUAACGCCUUCGGUCGGGACAAGGCGCGCAUCAAACGCUGUGGAGGUGGCCCUCGGCAAAGUGUUGGCCUAGGGGGAAAUAUUGGUGCAAGCCUGCGAGAGUUCUAUGCUUCACCUCUACCACCACCUCGCGCAGGAGCAUCUGGCAGCAGCGCACAAGACAGAAGCCUGCCAGACGAGACGAAAGUUGGCAGGAAGGAGCUGUCACCUGUAACACUAAGUGGCGACCGGUGGACGAGUGGUAAUGGCAGCCUCAUGCGCCUGGCCCCUGCCGCGAUCCGGAAGUGGAACGAUCUAGAGGGUGCACAGCAACUCGCGGAACUGCAAAGUUUGGCCACACAUCGUGGAGUUGAAGCAGCUGAAUGCAGCAGACUGCUUGCGCACUUGAUUGUUGGCGCGAUUGCAGAACAAGGAUCAGGCACAACUGACGAGGCUUCUAGCUCUGCCGAUAAUAAGAAAAGAAAUAUGGUGGAAGAGAGAAAGAAAUGGCUUUUGACGGAUUGGAUUUCUCAAUUCGAAUCCGAGGUCUAUUCCGUCACAUGUCUAGCAAAUGCAGAGAAGGAAACGAAACUCACGGUCGACGGCAUGGCCCCCGCUGACGAAGGCGACUAUGUUGUGUACGCAGAGAGCGAGAUUCCGGUGUUGCAAAAUCUACCUGGUACGACGGAAAGUGAAGGGCAAAGCUGCUGCGCUGCUUCUAACCCUGCUGUGAUGUUGGCCCAUGGCACCACUGUAUUGGUCGUGGACGUGUGUCCAGUGGAGAUUGCUGGCACGAAGGAUCCAGAAAAGAAAACGAAGAAGAAGCAUCAUGAGGUGCCAAGCAUGCGGUAUUUCGGUCGCAUCAAAAAGCCUGUGGAAGGGUAUGUCGAAUUUUUUGAUGCAGAAAAACAACUACAAGGCGAACAAAAUGCAUGCCCUUUUCUGGUCCCACAGCGUGUGUUUUCUGACGAAAAAGAUUGGCUUUCAAAAAACCGCGACUGGCAAUGGAGAACGACGGGCGGAGAGUUUAAGUAUUCAGCGGAACGGGCUCGAAGACAUCCGGACUACAUCGGCAGCUACUGCAUGGACUGCCUGGCUAUGGCUUUACACUGUGUUUGGGCAACGAAUUCGUUUGCUGAUGCAGUGUUGAAAGCCGCGAAUCUGGGUGGUGACGCUGAUACAGUCUGCGCCGUUAUAGGUCAGAUUACAGGAGCACUGUAUGGCGCGAAAUCCGUACCAGGGGAUUGGAGGGAAAAGGUGGAGUCGUGGACAUUACAAACAAAUGGUUUUGCCCUACGUGCAAAAGCGCUGGCCCGGUUGGCGGCGAGAGAAAAAAGUUCCAUUUUUUCUUGA
Amoebophrya sp. A25 is the source of this 2392-nucleotide messenger RNA. NCBI's taxonomy places the organism in Eukaryota, Dinophyceae, Syndiniales, Amoebophryaceae. The record is from the annotation of a GenBank genome assembly.